CAAAUAUGGAAAAGAGAUAUUACAAGAUUUACGAGUGUGAGCUCGGAGCUGUUUCUCUCUUCAUCGCCUCCUCUCUCUUUAUCGCUCUCUCUUCGGCGACGACUUCUCAAAGUGUUGGCAUCAAUCGCCGGCAAAGGAUAUAAAUUGUUUAGGAUAUGGCCACCAAGGAAGCUAAAAAACCUAAUGCCAACGCUAAAGGCGGUGGGAAGAAGAAGGAGGUGAAAAAAGAGACAAGGCUUGGGCUGUCCUACAAGAAGGAGGAGAACUUCGGAGAGUGGUACUCUGAGGUGGUUGUUAGUGGUGAAAUGAUUGAAUACUAUGAUAUCUCUGGUUGUUAUAUAUUAAGGCCGUGGACAAUGUCUAUAUGGGAAACCAUGCAGGCUUUUUUUGAUCCAGAAAUAAAGAAGAUGAAAAUAAAAAAUUGCUACUUCCCUCUUUUUGUAUCACCAGUUGUCCUGCAGAAAGAAAAGGAUCACAUUGAGGGGUUUGCUCCAGAGGUUGCAUGGGUCACAAAAUCUGGACAAUCUGAAUUAGAAGUGCCUAUUGCUAUCCGUCCCACAAGUGAGACCGUUAUGUAUCCAUAUUACUCAAAGUGGAUAAGGGGACACCGUGACUUACCUUUAAAGCUAAACCAGUGGUGCAAUGUUGUACGAUGGGAGUUCAGCCAUCCUACUCCUUUCAUUCGGAGUCGGGAGUUUCUGUGGCAGGAAGGGCAUACUGCAUUUGCUACAAAGGAAGAGGCAGAUGCAGAGGUCCUUGAGAUAUUGGAGCUAUAUAGACGAAUAUAUGAAGAGUAUUUGGCAGUACCAGUUGUGGAAGGUAAAAAGAGUGAGCUGGAGAAAUUUGCUGGUGGCCUUUACACAACUAGUGUUGAGGCAUUUAUACCAAACACUGGUCGAGGAAUACAAGGUGCCACAUCACAUUGUUUGGGCCAAAAUUUUGCUAAAAUGUUUGAGAUCGAUUUUGAGAAUGAGAAGGGGGAAAAGGAGAAGGUUUGGCAAAAUUCUUGGGCAUACAGUACUCGCACGAUUGGGGUGAUGGUGAUGGUUCAUGGGGACGACAAGGGCUUAGUUCUGCCACCUAAAGUGGCAUCGACUCAGGUUAUUGUGGUUCCAGUGCCUUACAAAGAUGCUGACACACAAGCCAUUUUAGAUGCCUGCUCGAAAACCGUGAAUACUUUAAGUGGAGCUGGUUUACGCGUUGAGGCAGAUUUAAGAGAUAACUAUUCACCUGGUUGGAAGUACUCCCAUUGGGAAAUGAAAGGUGUUCCAUUGAGGAUUGAAAUUGGGCCAAAAGACAUGGCUAAUAAUCAAGUUCGUGCCGUUCGCCGUGACAAUUCAGCCAAGGUGGACAUUCCCGUGGACAAGUUAGUGGAUCAAAUAAAUGACAUGUUAGCUGACAUUCAACAAAGUCUGUUUGACGCUGCAAAGCUAAAACGAGAUGCUUGUAUUAAGGUUAUAAAGACAUGGGAUGAAUUUGUGGAAGCACUUGGCCAAAAGAAAAUGAUAUUAGCUCCUUGGUGUGAUGAAGAGGAAGUAGAAAAGGACGUGAAAGCAAGAACAAAGGGUGAGACGGGAGCAGCUAAAACACUUUGCUCUCCCUUUGACCAACCCGAACUCCCUUCAGGGACACCUUGCUUUGCUUCUGGUAAGCCUGCAAAGAAGUGGACCUACUGGGGGAGAAGUUACUAAAAUCAGAUGCUGCUUAUUGUUGUCUAUUGACUGAUUCAAGUCCUUCCAGUGAUUUUUAUGUUUUUGCUUCUGCCCAGUCCAAGGACUUAAUGAUUGGGAAAGGAAUACUUUGCAUGCAAAGUUACUGUAAUUUUUUUACAGUGGUCCAGAUUUUGUCAGGUUAUAUAUCACUUUCUUUUUAACUCGAUACAUCGGUCAUCUGUCUCAGAUUUAGUCAUGUCAAAAGUAACUGAGUGAUGAAACUUUUACUGUGAAGUGUCUUCUUAAUGUUUGAUUUAAUGCUCAGAAAUGAGAUUCAAUUUGAUCA
Cornus florida is the source of this 1998-nucleotide messenger RNA. RefSeq names its product proline--tRNA ligase, cytoplasmic-like. The record is from RefSeq and is a predicted model, not a curated record. Gene Ontology annotation, biological process: prolyl-tRNA aminoacylation. The coding region runs from base 156 to 1691 and encodes 511 amino acids. Gene Ontology annotation, molecular function: proline-tRNA ligase activity; ATP binding. Gene Ontology annotation, cellular component: cytoplasm; aminoacyl-tRNA synthetase multienzyme complex. The transcript has 13 exons. Lineage: Eukaryota; Viridiplantae; Streptophyta; Magnoliopsida; Cornales; Cornaceae.